Molecule: messenger RNA, 1233 nt
Organism: Lingula anatina
Lineage: Eukaryota; Metazoa; Brachiopoda; Lingulata; Lingulida; Lingulidae
Product: receptor expression-enhancing protein 5
Source: RefSeq, a predicted model, not a curated record
GGUCGAGGCAAGUGCAUGGAGAAUAUCCCUCAUAUCUUGCGCCCCCUUCAGGCAUUUCGCUACACCAACAGGAAGAUGGCCUCCGCACAAGUCGAAGCCUGGAAGGCAAAGCUGGAUAAAGCUCUCCAUGAGAAAAAUGCAGUGAACGAUUUAUUAGCUAAAGUUGAGACGAAGACUGGCGUCAAAAGACUAUAUAUUGUAAUAGGUCUCGUUGCCUUUGUGGCACUGUAUUUGAUGAUUGGCUAUGGCGCUCAGUUCCUUUGUAACUUCAUAGGCUUCCUCUAUCCAGCUUACGCCUCAAUCAAAGCCAUAGAAACCAAGGAGAAGGAUGAUGACACAAAAUGGCUGACCUACUGGGUGACUUACAGCGUCUUCUCCUUGGCAGAGUUUUUCUCUGAUAUCUUCCUUUUCUGGAUUCCUUUCUACUGGUUUCUUAAGUGUUUAUUCCUAGUCUGGUGUAUGGUUCCUGUCGAUGCUUUCAAUGGCAGUAUCAUCAUCUACUACCGCUUUAUCCGACCAUUUGUCCUGCGUCACCAGGACUCCGUGGACAAGACACUGGGCAAGGCCAAGGACUUGGCAGGGGACGCUCUCAAAGAAGGUGAGAAGCUUGCCCGUGAAGCGGUUGUUGAAGGCAAAUUGGAUUAAUACUGCAGAUAGCCAGUCAGCAACGCACCUUCACCCUAACUGGAGCAUUGCCCUUCUAUAAUUUACACAGACUUUGUACAUUUCUGUCCCACAAUUUAGGUGCAAGUUAAAGUUGAAACAAGCGGGGGUUUGGUUUUCGUUUCCAGUUGAAGGACAAACAUUGUAGGAAUGUGGGUGUGACAGCGUCUCACCUAACACAAUACAGGAAGUGGACUAUGAUGUCUACAGCUAACAUUGUGUUGGCUGUGAUUCUGUCACAACUAACACAAUAACAAUAAUGGGAUAUGACAUUUAUUUACUCAAUGUGUUAAGAUGUUUUCUCUCUGUGGGGGCAGACUUGGGUUGGAGCAAUGUGGUCUUAUGUUGCUUCAGCUCUAGAGGUGCUAUGUACACAAUUCAGGGUGUACUAUUACUAAGGACCUUUUUCAAUUCCUGACACACUGUAGAUGUCAAGGUGAGUUUCUUGCAAAUGUGGUUUAAUUAUUAAGAAAUGAGGUAUAGAUGUGGAUAUAGAUGUUUAAUAAGGACAUGACAUCACUCUUGGUGUCAGGGUCAUCUAGUGCAAUCAUAUCAGUGGUAGGGGCAGGG